CGGGAAAUGCAGGGGCUAUGGCAAACACUUUUGAAGGGAAGUGUACGCGAAUGUGUUACUUUUGUUUGUUUUGUUUUUUUCCCCACGUACCGGUCCGCCCCGAGGUUGCUUUUGGCGUGUCCACGCCGUCAACGCGCACGACAGGAAGUCAUUGCUUACGCAAUGCGUUUGACACUGACUGAGUGACUCCGGAUAGUUUUUAGGUAACUCGCUAGCUGGCUAGCAAGCAAGGUGAGAGAGCUCGAGUUGUUUCGUGUCGAGCUGUUUAAGUACCUCGAGGUGAGUUCGUGGACAUUCUCCGUGGUCCAAAUGGCGUCACUGCUGACAGCGUUCCGAAGAGUAGCCCACGCUGGGGUACGCGAAUAUGCGCGGAAGACUGCAGUAAGAUGGGCUGCUACGGAGCAGACACACAGGAGUUUCCUCACCGGCACGCAGCCGCUGAGGUCAGACAGCAAGGUGACGGUCCACUUCAUCAAUCGAGACGGCGAAAAGAUAACAGUGGAGGGGUCUCCCGGGGAGUCGCUGCUUGAUGUUGUCAUUAAUGAAGACCUCGACUUUGAUGGCUUCGGAGCUUGCGAGGGGACGCUGGCAUGCUCUACCUGCCAUCUGAUCUUCGACAAGGACGUCUACAAAAAGCUGGGCCCUGUCACAGAUGAGGAAAUGGACAUGUUGGACUUGGCUUACGGCCUGACUGACACAUCGCGUCUGGGUUGCCAGAUCUGUCUGAGCCGGUCCUUGGAGGGCAUGGUGGCCCGCGUUCCAGAGAGCGUAGCAGACAUCCGACAAAGCCAAGACGGUUCGUCUUAGUGACUUUUUGGGGGUGAUGGUAGGUAUCGCCAGGUGGUCCGCCUAAACAAGCACUUGGAAGGAUCUGGCAUUUGUAGUCUACAGCGGACUAUUAACACUAAUGUAAUGUUAACUUCACCAGCCGCUGUUGCACGUGAAAUAACUGAUCAGGCCAAACUGGCAAAUAGAAUGUAACUGACAUGCUAGCAAAGCCCACCCAACAAGUAUAUUUUUAUUGUAAUUCUGUCAUCUAUCAUCUUGUCAGUUUGUAGGAAUAAAAUGCAAUUUUUUUUAUGUAAACAUCCAAUUUUAUCAUGUGAUUGUACAUACCUAAAACACAUCUCUGUACAGAGAUGUACAGAUAAAUGAUAAUAAUAAAAAAGUCACCUUUCUAA
This is a messenger RNA of Phycodurus eques (leafy seadragon), 1181 nucleotides long. RefSeq names its product adrenodoxin-like. Lineage: Eukaryota; Metazoa; Chordata; Actinopteri; Syngnathiformes; Syngnathidae. Gene Ontology annotation, molecular function: 2 iron, 2 sulfur cluster binding. The record is from RefSeq and is a predicted model, not a curated record. Gene Ontology annotation, biological process: P450-containing electron transport chain; positive regulation of oxidoreductase activity. Gene Ontology annotation, cellular component: mitochondrion.